Trichoderma gamsii is the source of this 708-nucleotide messenger RNA. RefSeq lists its product as hypothetical. Gene Ontology annotation, cellular component: mitochondrion; peroxisome. Gene Ontology annotation, molecular function: glutathione peroxidase activity; glutathione transferase activity. Gene Ontology annotation, biological process: glutathione metabolic process. Lineage: Eukaryota; Fungi; Ascomycota; Sordariomycetes; Hypocreales; Hypocreaceae. The transcript has 5 exons. The coding region runs from base 1 to 708 and encodes 235 amino acids. The record is from RefSeq and is a predicted model, not a curated record.
AUGGGUGCUAAGAUUGAGUGCUACUUGGAUCUCGCAUCCUAUUACAGCUACAUUACCUUCACCGACUUGGCGCAGAAUCGAGAGAAGCUGGCAGCCAAUGGAGUCGAUAUAGAAAUCAACCCCGUGCUGCUGGGCGGCAUCAACCACUUGUCAGGCAACAAACCUCCAUGGACAAACGAGGUCAAGGCCAAGUACCUCAAGUAUGACUCUCGCCGUUCCGCCGAUCGGGUUGGUCUUUUCAACAUCCAGGGCCCUCCGGAUCUCAUGGCCGUCUCCCACACCGUCUCACCACUUCGCGCUUUGCUCUAUAUCAAGGCCAAUUAUCCAGAGGCCACUUUUCUAGCUGCCUUUGAAUCCCUCUUCAUGGCCUUUUGGACGCCCCCGAAUGUGAAUCUCAUUCCGGAAGAGAAUCUGCGGGCUGUGCUCCAAGGAGCGACGGAGAAACCCGGCAAAAGCGACAGCAAGAAGCUCUUUACUGAAGACGAGGUGGACAAGAUUAUGCAGUCGCGCGGUCAGAUGAAGGAUGUGCUCUUGGCCAAUACGAAGAAGGCUGUUGAUUUGGGGGCCUUUGGAGCGCCUUGGAUUUGGGUGACGAAUGCAAAGGGGGAGCAAGAACCCUUUUUUGGGAGUGAUCGAUUUCACCACAUCUACAAGUUUUUGGACGUUCCCUUUCAGGACAUUGCUGUUUUAGCGCCUUCGAAGCUGUGA